GCGCCCGGCGGCCGCGCCUUCCCUCCGCCCCCCUCCUCCCCCGCCCCCGGCUGCGGCGGGCGAGGACAAGUCUAGGGCCGUAAAUAAAUAAAUAAUUCCAUUCACCCAGUGACGGCGAGGCGAACCGGCUGCGGCGGGGGGGGUGGGGGCGGGCUGGGGAUCGGAGAGCUGCGGCGCCCACCCCGUGCCAGAGACCGGGUAAAGAAGCUUCAGCCACCUGGUGAGCAGAGGAAUAAGGGAGCUUAUCUUGGUGAAAUGGAAGACCAUGUUACUUCAUGUCUCUGGCUGGGUUGAUUCACCUUGCUCUGGAAAUACAGAGUCUGCUCUACUCUCCCCUUUGCAUUGCCUUCACAUAUCACUUCAAGGAAUAGUGACUAGGCUUAAAAAUUCCACGGAUAAUCCAAAUAAAUCUGUUCAAUUUGGCAUCUAUCAACAGGUUAUUUGAAUUUCAAAUAGAGGAGCAGACAUGCCACCCCCAGCAGGUGCCCCACUGCAUCCACCUCCUGAUGGAGGAUGGGGCUGGGUAGUGGUUGGAGCAUCUUUUAUCUCCAUUGGAUUUUCAUAUGCGUUCCCCAAAGCAGUCACGGUGUUCUUCAAAGAAAUUCAGCAAAUAUUCAACACUACCUACAGUGAGAUCGCCUGGAUAUCAUCCAUUAUGCUGGCUGUUAUGUAUGCAGGAGGUCCCAUAAGUAGUGUUCUGGUGAAUAAAUAUGGUAGCCGACCAGUAGUGAUGAUAGGAGGUUUAUUAUGCUGCUUGGGAAUGGUCACAGCCUCUUUUAGUACCAGCGUAAUAGAGCUCUACCUCACUGUGGGAUUCAUUACCGGUUUAGGUUUAGCGUUCAACCUGCAACCCGCCCUAACAAUCAUUGGCAAAUACUUCUACAAGAAACGACCCAUGGCUAAUGGCCUCGCCAUGGCAGGAAGUCCUGUUUUCUUAAGCACAUUGGCUCCUUUCAAUCAGUACCUUUUUAAUACUUUUGGUUGGAAAGGAAGCUUUUUGAUUUUAGGAGGCUUAUUGUUGAAUGCUUGUGUGGCUGGAUCCCUCAUGAGACCCGUUGAACCCAAACAAGCUACGAAGAAGUCUAAAAAUAAGAUUGGCAUAAAAGAGAAUGACCCAGAUGUGAAGAAAAGCCAUAGGAAGAAAUCAAGAUGGGAAAGAGUUAAUAAGUAUUUAGAUUUCUCCCUUUUUAAGCAUAGGGGAUUUCUGAUAUACUUAUCUGGAAAUGUCAUUAUGUUUCUAGGGUUUUUUGCCCCCAUUAUAUUCUUGGCUCCAUAUGCCAAAGACAAGGGAAUUGAUGAGUAUUCUGCAGCUUUCUUGCUGUCUAUUAUGGCUUUUGUUGAUAUGUUUGCUAGACCUUGUGGAGGAAUCGUUGCAAACUCCAAAUUUAUCCGACCCCGAAUCCAGUACUUCUUCAGUUUUGCAGUCAUGUUCAAUGGAGUGUGUCAUCUCCUGUGCCCGUUGGCAGAGGACUACACAAGCCUGGUGUUGUAUGCUGUGUUUUUUGGUCUCGGAUUUGGGAGUGUUAGCAGUGUCCUCUUUGAAACGCUCAUGGACCUGGUUGGCCCUCAGAGGUUUUCCAGCGCUGUGGGACUCGUCACAGUGGUGGAGUGUUGCCCUGUUCUUCUUGGCCCUCCUCUUGCUGGUAAAUUGGUGGAUCAAACUGGACAAUAUAAAUACAUGUAUAUGGCCUGUGGAGCUAUUGUGUUCCUAUCAAGUGUGUGGCUACUUAUCGGCAAUGCUAUAAACUACAGAUUGCUUGCAAAGGAAAAGAAGCUGGGAGAAGCAAGGAAGAAGAAAAUGAGUUCACCUGAGUCCAAAGAAUCUGAACCUUUGAACAAAUCUAAACAUCAUGAUGUCAGCAUCAAAAGUACAAGAACAGAGAAUAAUCCCUCAGAAAGAGAAACUAAUAUUUAAUAAGAAUCACAUCUCUGAUUUCAGUGUUUAUGACUUUCUUAGGAGUAUUUUUUUUUUCAAAACAUUGGAAAGGUUUUUACUUGAAAUGAGAAGUCAUAAUUAAGGAUGGAAGUGAGAUUUUCCUCAAUGGCAAAUUUUUAUAAGUUUGUUUUUUAAAACUUGUUUGGGUAGUUAAAAUUUGAGGUUAUGCCUAUAAAGAAUCCAUGCAAUGGGUUUAUUUCCAUACGUGACUCUGGUUGUGGUGGUUAGAGUAAUUGUAGAGUCUUCCAGUGACUUCUGGUCUUGGUUAUAGAGAUCUGAAUCCCAAAUCCCUGGUUUAAAUAGCGAGAAGGAAUAUGUUUAAUCAAAUAAGAAUACCCUGUCUAGAUUUUAGUUUUCAGUGUUAGAUGGAAUUGAAGGAAAAUGAAUUUUCUUCUAAUGUGCACAUGCACACACACACACUCACCUGUAUUUACACACAUGCGCACAGAGUAUCUAGAGGACAAAAGACAAAUAGGUUCAGAAAGAAUAUUAUCACUAUACUUUUUUUUUAACUUUAAAAACAAAUCCAUGGAGAGUGAAGAAAUGUAUUAGGUCUGCAUACUACUUUGUAGUGUAGAUUUUAAAUAUAAGAACAUGGGUGAAAUGAAGAUGAUCUUAAUUUGAAAACGCAACUAACUGCUGUAAAAAAAUAAAAGUAUUUGCAUAUAUAAAAUAAAUUUGAAAAAAAAAAACCAACCCUCCAUUUUAAACCAUUAUUUCUGAGUACUGUUAAAUUUGAUGAAUCCAUGCAUGUAGUUUCUUUGAGGAUGGCCAUUAGUACUUGGUGCUAGAGAAUAGAACCCUCAAACAAUUUUCAGAAUUCUUACUUAAUAUAUAAAUCAAAUUAAAAGCCUAAAUGAUUCUUAGCAAUGAGCUACGUUCAUUAAUUUUAAAAGGAUUUUAGUUGCUAAGCCAGAAAGUAAUAAGCAGGGAUUUCUUUUAAUCAGAACUCAAUCCAGACUCCCUGUCAUAGACUUCAAAAUGGAAUCUACCAGCAACCUGGUUGACAGACUGACAAAUAGGCCAAAUUCUAAUUUUUCCCAGUCAUGUAGCAGUGAUCAGAGAGUUACUGUUAUGAGUGACCCAUCUGAAUAAAGCUGACUAAGAGUGAGAGGUGCUUCUACUGAGGCCUCCAAGUUCUCCCAUUUUUAUCCCCUCGCCAAAAUGCAAAAGUGAAACAGAGAAACCCCAAUGGGCCUUUCACUCCACCACUGAGAUUCCUCACGUUGUGGGAAUGGCAGCUCUUCAAAAUCCCACCUACUCCCAGUCAGACUUCCUGCUGCCAGUGAACAUGACUAGGAGACUGUUAAAGGUUUCUAGAACUGGAAGCUGUAUGUUAGUUGGCAUAUACUUGUGAAGGGUAGGCAUAGUUUGUCAUACGAUAGUAAGAAGCUUGCAGCAUUGCGGGCUGGGUUAAUAUAACGGUUUCUCAUUUUCAUAGCGAUGUUAAAACAUCUGAGAAUCUGAAUCACCCUUGAGUAUGGAAGUAUAUGACAGUUACUGUGCGCUCAGAACUAUAAAUACAAUUUAGAGUAAUAAAGUACUUCUAAAGGAAGAAUUUGUGCCUUAUGGCUAAUGCGAUAAGUACUUAUAUUAAUAAAUCUAAAGUUUAAGCAUAUGAUUAAUAAAAAACAUUUAGUGCUUGAUUAUUGAAGCGAUGUUACAAAAUGAAUUUGCCGUUCUUUUUUUUUUAAUUGCUGUAGAGGCAGGUGCUAUUCUUGUUUCUUAUAAGAGUGCACCUAGACACCAAGCUUUUGUGAUAGUUAACAUUAGGGAUUUGAUUUGUAAAAUUUAUCCACUGGUUAAGCAUGGGGCUCAUAUUUAGGAAGCUAUAGAAAAUUCCACAUCUCAUUUAUCUUUUUUGCAGAUGAAGAGGUAUUUGUAUUUUUUAAAUAUUAAAUAAAACAACUUGUGCCAAUACGAUAGGUAGAUAAAUCAGGCAAAAUGUGGCAGUGUUUGGCUGUCUUUAAUUUAGUUUUGCCCAGUCUUGAGUCUUGAAUGAGCUGUUUUCAUUUUAUUAGUGCUUUUGUAUUCAACUCUGAUUCAUCGUAAGAAAUGCAACAUGAUAAAUUGUGUAGUGGCUGUCCAGUAUUAAAGAUUUCCAAAAACUGU
This is a messenger RNA of Neofelis nebulosa (Clouded leopard), 4048 nucleotides long. RefSeq names its product solute carrier family 16 member 7 (gene SLC16A7). Bases 467 to 1915 code for a protein of 482 amino acids. The record is from RefSeq and is a predicted model, not a curated record. The transcript has 7 exons. Gene Ontology annotation, molecular function: monocarboxylic acid transmembrane transporter activity. Gene Ontology annotation, cellular component: membrane. NCBI's taxonomy places the organism in Eukaryota, Metazoa, Chordata, Mammalia, Carnivora, Felidae. Gene Ontology annotation, biological process: monocarboxylic acid transport; transmembrane transport.